ACCUGUGAGCGCCUCAGUUGCAGAGUUAUAAUUUGACCAAUGGAGAAACAAGACAUUUCACACUUAUGACUUAAGUCGACACGUUCAAAAGGUGUUAAAACUUCUGAGUUCCUCCAAAUGUCUAAUUUUAAAAUAACUUCUACUUUAGUUUAGCUCUGGUUGAGAAGAACAACGAGAUGUGGAGCCGUCAACUCAUCAUCAUCUGCACAGCUCUGAGUUUUGUGAUCAGUGCUGAAGGUUUGAUUGAAGUGUUUGGAUACGAGGGAAGAGAUGUAAAGAUUACAUGCAGCUAUGAUGAGGGAUAUCAGAACAAUAAUAAAUACCUUUGUAAGAAUGAAUGUGGCUCCAGUGACGUUCUCAUUACAACAAAACAGAAAAAUAAAGGAAAAUAUUCCAUCACUGAUAAUAUAAAGAUCGGAGUCGUCACAGUGACCAUCUCUGACCUUCAAUCACGUGAUGCUGGGAAAUAUUGGUGUGGAAUCACAGUGUGGGGACCAGAUAUCUACACUGAAGUAAAACUGCACAUAAAAGAAGACAGAUGUUGCAACAACGUGAAUAAAAUCCAAAGUAUUGAGGAAGGUUCAGUGACCAUCAGCUGUCCGUACGACUCUCAGUCUGUCAACAAGCUGAAGUUCCUCUGCAGAGGAAACCGACCCUCCACUUGUCUUCAGCAGGCAGUGAUCACCUCUAGCAACACACAAAAUGGACGAUUCAGACUCUCUGAUGACAGGAAGUCAACAAUAUUCACAGUGACCAUUUCCAGUCUGACCCUGGAGGAUUCUGGGUCGUAUCUUUGUGGAGUCCAGAGAAACUCAGGAUUUGAUGAUUUCUCUGCUGUUGAGCUGGAGGUCAAAGCAAAAUUGUUCUAUCUGAAGUCGUCCAACAUCAGUGGCAUCGAGGGACGUCCAGUAACUCUGCAGUGUCCUAAUUCAGGACAACAACAUGAUAACAAGAAGUUCCUCUGUAAAGGAGACCAACACAACAACUGUACAGACAUGAUGGAGAACCAAACAAAGUUCAAGCUGCUCAAUGUCUCCUCCAUCUGUUUCUCUGUGAUCAUCACUGAACUGGAAGCAGCUGAUGCAGGAACAUACUACUGUGGUUCAGCCUCUCAGCUGACAUUCAUAAAGAUACAGCUGGCAGUCGACUCUCUACAUCAAACCAGCUCUGUGGCUCCAAUUAGCUCUGCUGAACAGGUUACAUCACAGCCUCCAUCACAUAAUCCUGACCUGACCUUAUUUUACAUCCUGCGCGUCGUCCUGUUUCUGCUGUGGAUCCUGCCGUUUGUCCUUCUGAUGAUUCCUAAAAGAAAAUCAAAGCAACAAGACAUCCAAAUGAAUGUACUGAACACCUCUGAUACUUCUGAGAACCCGAGAAUCAAUGAUAUUUGUGAACCUUCACAUCAAAGCAUCAGGAGCAACAAUGAAGCUGCUGAGUCUCAACAUGUGAACCAAAGUCUCACCACAAAUGAAGAUCUCUAAUCUGAUUGUCGGAAAGCAAAUGAUUAAAUGCACUGCAAAGGAAAUUAUUGCGCCACUUUCAAGCUAAUUUUAAGAUUUUAUGCCAAAUGUUUAAUGUUUUACUGUUAUAACUUGUUUCAUUACAUUAACUUUCUCCACACCUUAAUAAAUAAUAGGUUUUUCAUGAACCAGCAUUUGUUUCUUUUUAAUUUAAGACUAAAUCAUGAAGGUGAUAAGGCUUUCUGUAGAGAAAAACAUUUUAUAUAUCACCAGUAUUUUCAUCCUGUUAUAUUGUUCUGGCAAUCUUUUAUGUUUCUAUAUUUGUCAUUUGUCAGCUUGGCUUUAAAAUAAAUUUUAAUUCUAGCCUCAA
This is a messenger RNA of Gambusia affinis (western mosquitofish), 1830 nucleotides long. Its product is annotated as CMRF35-like molecule 8. The record is from RefSeq and is a predicted model, not a curated record. Lineage: Eukaryota; Metazoa; Chordata; Actinopteri; Cyprinodontiformes; Poeciliidae. The coding region runs from base 177 to 1481 and encodes 434 amino acids. The transcript is spliced from 8 exons.